This is a messenger RNA of Giardia duodenalis, 2037 nucleotides long. Its product is annotated as High cysteine membrane protein Group 5. The transcript has a single exon. Gene Ontology annotation, molecular function: protein binding. The record is from RefSeq and is a predicted model, not a curated record. NCBI's taxonomy places the organism in Eukaryota, Fornicata, Diplomonadida, Hexamitidae. Bases 1 to 2037 code for a protein of 678 amino acids.
AUGCAUGCGUUGGUGGUGCUCGUCGCUCUGGCCACCGCGCCUUCGCGUGGAGGGAAGAUGAGCUGCCCCAAAAACCACUACCUGACCGGGAGCAUGUGUGUUGAGUGCGCUGCGGCGAUAAAGUGGUGCCUGGAGUGCACCGGGGCAGGCGCGUGCACGAGGUGCGCUUCCGGGGCGUAUCUCGAGGGAGGGUACUGCAAGCCGUGCGAUCCCACCUGUGAGCGCUGCACCGGCCCGGGGAAGUGCACGGCGUGCAGCGAGGCCCACUGCAGAGCACAGGACGGGACAUGCAAGGAGCCCAAGGACUUAUAUACAGGGUGUAGCAAGUGCGUCCAUGACACAGGAAAGUGCAUGACCUGCGCAGAGGGGUACUUCCACUCGGGCGCGGGAUCAACCCCCUGCACAAAGUGUGCUGAUAACUGUCUAUCCUGCAAGAGCGCCACUGAGUGCACGAGGGCCGCCUCAGGGUACUAUGUUAACCCCUCGACGAAGAGUCCAGCUGCCUGUACCGGUACUAACUGUGACACUUGCGCAGAUGAUGGAGCAUGCACUGUCUGCAAGCCAGGUUAUAGGCUUUCUACGCCAUCAACAACGUCACAAUCAGCAACAUGUGUAAGUUGUACUGGCAAUUGCAGCACGUGCGAUUCCAGCAAGUGCACUUUCUGCAUGCCCGGCUAUGCCCUCACUUCUGACAGUACCUGCCAGGCGUGUCAGCAAGGCUGCGCUAUCUGCGCCGAUGAUGAGCGCCAGUUUCCUGGCAAAUGUCUCUCCACUGGCUGCGCACAAGGUUACUAUUACCAUUCGUACGCAAAGGUGUGUGCCAAGUGUCCAACUAAUUGUGCCGACUGCUACUACGACGAGGCACACAGCAUUCCUGUUUGUACCCGGUGUACGGACUCGUCCCAACUCACGGUAGGACCAAAGAUAUAUGGCAUUUGGUGCUCUGAUCUACCGACCAAAAGUUGUAAGAGUAACGAGUUUUUAGAAAACGGCUUUUGCGUCCCCUGCUACGGGGCCAUCAUGAACUGUAUAGGAUGCAGCGACCGCUUCCGCUGCACUGAAUGCUUGCCUGGCUACUACUUGUACGACAACCUCUGUGUCCGGUGCGACGACAACUGCCUUGCUUGUGAGAACACUGCGACAAACUGCACCAAUUGCGAUGAUGGCUUUGUCCUGCAGAAUGGCACAUGCGUUAAAGUGGGCUUGGUGAUAGAGAACUGUCUCCACGCGGAUAAUACCACAGAUCCAACCAAAGGCUGCAGCACGUGUCGGGGCGGCUUUUACGUAGCUGACGGUGCGUGCAAGAAGUGUGUGGAUAACUGUCAGUUGUGCAAGGGACCGGAGAUUUCGAACUGCAUACUAGGAUUCAAUGGCUAUCGGUAUGAUAGCUACAAGAAUACGUUGGAAAAGUGUGAGGAUCCCAACUGUGAGCUGUGCGCAGAAACAGCAAAGUAUUGCGGCACUUGCAAACUAGGAUUUUACAUAUCACCUGAUGAUCAGAAGUGUGCGAAAGGACAAGUAGAGAAUUGCAAGGUCUAUACAUAUGACGGCUCUGCAUGCAGCGAGUGCCUAGCCGGCUAUGGCAUUUCAGUUGAUGGAGAUCGGUGCUCCCCGUGCUUGGAAGGCUGCAAGGGAGAGUGCACAGACACUACUUGUGAGUCUGGCGUGUGUGUGCAGGGAUACUAUUUCGCUGAAGGGGAUACGUGUCUAACGUGUCCGAGCGAAUGUGCGUCCUAUAUGGCAAACAGCAAGAAGCUGGUCUCUUGCGAUCGGUGCACGUCUGGCCAGGUUUUCGCCAUCAGCUCAGUCAUGGGUCUCUACUGCGGUAAGCUGGACUCUAACUUCUCCAGCAGGGGUGCAGGACUCAUCUCUACGAUUGUUAUCUUGGGCCUCAUCAUCGUCGGUUUCAUCGUGGCUACUCCGUUCCUCGUCAAGCUUGCGAAGAAGCGGGGGGUCCGAGUUAGCAAAUUACGCAGCAUAAAUUCCGGGUCAGAGAGCCACAACGAGUUCCUUCUAGAGGAGCCGGAUCUUCUGUGA